GACCACUCCCUUGGAAUAUCCAAGGAGACUCCAAUAAACUCCUUUACUAGAGUUCAGACACAAAGGAAGAAAACUUGGCCAAAAGAAAAACAAGAAGCUAUCUGAUUAAUAAUUUCUCUCUUCUAUUUGAUACUUUAAUUUUUAGCCAAAACUCCAUCUAAUCUAUGGUAUGUUUUUGCUUUCUGGUGGAUCAAAAGAGGAUAAUGCGGCGGAGUAAGCCGGUGGCUGGCUCGUGUUCGAGGUGUGGCCACGGUGCAAAAGUGGCUGAUAUGUGUACUUCUACUAGGUUUUGUUAUAUUCCAUUUUAUAACAAGUCUUGGAAGGCUGUUGUAUGUAGUUUUUGUGGUGCCAUUCUCAAAUCCUAUACAUAGAAAACAAUCUUCCCUCAUCCAUAUGUUUGUCUUGGGAGAGGAGUUGUAGCUGGCAAAGGUGAGCUCAAUGAACAUCUAUUACAAUUCCACUCGAUAUAUAAGGUUUGUGUUUCAUUAAUAUUUGUAGUAGUAUACAAAGCUUUCAUCAGUGGUAGAAGCCAUGGAUGAACAUCAUGGAUUAAAACGGCGGACUCAAAAAGACAAGGUUGAGGUGUGUUUCUUGGAAGAGAAAGUUGAAUGUGCUUUAGUC
Lycium ferocissimum is the source of this 621-nucleotide messenger RNA. RefSeq lists its product as uncharacterized. The record is from RefSeq and is a predicted model, not a curated record. Lineage: Eukaryota; Viridiplantae; Streptophyta; Magnoliopsida; Solanales; Solanaceae. The transcript is spliced from 2 exons. Bases 165 to 371 code for a protein of 68 amino acids.